Rotaria sp. Silwood1 is the source of this 3804-nucleotide messenger RNA. The record is from the annotation of a GenBank genome assembly. Lineage: Eukaryota; Metazoa; Rotifera; Eurotatoria; Philodinida; Philodinidae.
AUGAUACCCAAAGGUGGUGCAUUAGAUGCUUUAUAUCGAUUUUGUGUUAAACAUGGCAAAAAUGGCAAAAUUGGCAAUUUAUCUGUCAAUACCAUUAUUCGAUUGGCAUGUCUUGUAUUAGAUACGAAUUGUUUUGUAUUUGACAAUAAAUAUUACAAACAAAUUCGUGGUGACGCGAUGGGCUCACAAUUUACAAUGACAUUAGCUAAUAUCUAUAUGUAUGAAUGGGAACAAUCCUUAAUUCAACAUCAACAAAUAAGAAAUGAACUCUACGGUAGGUAAUUUGUUUUCUUUUCAAAAAAAAGACAAUAUGCGAUGUAUCAAUAUUUUUUCAUUGUAGGUAUAUUGAUGACAUAAAGGGUGUUCCAUAAGUUUCGGCCCCCUUUUUGUUUUUAUUCUAACUUUAUCAUAUUCUAACGUAGACUGCUCUUGAAGAUAGCCUUCUGAAGAGCAACAUCUAAGCUUUCAAGGGAAAAAAAUUUAUUUCAUUAGCAUGAAUUGCACGAGAGAACCGCAUCGAUCAAAAUUUUGAAAAAUUUUCUUUACAUGCAGUUUUUGCAAGGGGGAAAAAGCGGAUCCUGGAUCCAUCAAGAUUUACGCUUCCUCGAUCGGUUUGAUAUUAUUGUAAUACAUGAUGAUUUCUAUUGCAUUCUAGUUAUCUCUGAUAAAUUGUAAUGGAUUGUGUUGAAUUAUAGCCAAUGGCGGUAAUCUGUGACCGCUUUUGGUACACUUCUAGAAAUAUAUUCUAAAAUUUCUUAGGACUCUAGAAUCCGCUUUUCUCCGUCAAACUAAGGAUGUCAGAACUUAGAGCAACCCUCUACUUUAGUGUUAAUCCUGUUUUUCCUUGAGAAAGUGUGAAAGAACAUUGUGGGCUCCUGAAUCUGAAGAUUCAUGUCAUAUUUUAUUCAGGAUUCCGUUUCCAAUUUUUAUAAUACUGGUUUGCAGGAUAUUUCAUUGUGAAAAAAAUAUUCUUCUCAGGAUCUUUUCAAGUUCCUACUCAGAUUUCUUUAUUAUUUUAACAUGAUGGACCGUACUAGGAUUCACUAUUGAUCUUACUCAAAACCUUGAUAGGGAUUACAGAAAGAAUAUCGCUUAGAUUCUAUUAUAGUUUUAACAGAAUUCGUUUGGGAUCUCUGCGUCAUGAUCCUCUCCUGGCUUACAGUUAAAUAAGGCAAAGAUCCUACAAGGAAUUAAUAGAAGAGCAAUGGAAAUCCUCAGGUAGUGGAUUCUUCUAAGAUUCAAUCACGAUUCUAUCUAAUUUUCUUAAGCAUUCUUCUUACGAAUAUCUUUUCUGAACAUUUCCAGGGUUGUCUUAGGGUCUCUUCAAGGACAAGCAUUUCGGAUCCUUCCUAGAGAAGGUCAAGGAUGGCCAGGAUCUUUCUGAAAGCAUAUCAAGGUUAGACAAAGAUCUUUACCAUUUUCAUUUAGAGUCUACUAAAGCUUGAUCUUGAGGAUUGUAACAAGAUCUAUGGCUGAUCUGGUUCAGGAUUUUGAAUAAAAUUAUGAAAUGUUUCCACCAAAAUCCUUAACAGUUCCUAAUUUAAAAUUCUUCGAAUAUUUUUGAAUCUUUGAAUCUCAAAAACUCAAAUUGUGCUUGUUAAAUAAACUUUUAACAGUAACUAUACUAAAAUGACAAUGAAGAAUUUGCAAUGUGUUUUGUUCCGGUUCUGACAGGAAUGUAGAAGAUCAAGAAGGUACCUGAAUUUCAUUCUAAUAUUCCUUUGUUUCUGUGUGUCAGUGAAUGGAAGAAUUCUGACAGAAUUUUUGAAGAUUUCUCGUCAAAGAUUUUUAAUAUUUAUCUUCAAUAUUGCAUGACAUUUACAGCAUGGAACUCAGUUAUUUUUUGAAUUUUAUUUUCAUAUAAAACUUGCAAACUCAUUAAAAUGGAGAUUUUAAUAUCAGUUUAACUAUUGCACUAACUUUUUCUUAAAAAAGCUUUUAGUAAGGAACGAGUACUUCAAUAAAACUUGUACUGCAUUUUAUUUAUUCGUGCUAAUCAGAAAAAUACCUUUUUAUUCAAAUUGAAAUCAACCAGUCAUAGUAGAAUUUUAUGAUAAGUAAUCAAUAGAUUAAGUUUAUAUUGAAUUUUUGUUCAAAUAACUUAUGUUUGCAUAAAGUUCAAAUACAAGUUAAUAGUUCAGAGGGAAUUCGAGAUACAGAAGGUUUGAGUUAAAUUAAAUAGUAUGGUACAGUCUACUGCGGUGAACUAAUCAGUUUUUUAACUGAACAUAUAGAAAUCAAUAAUGUGCGUUCAUUUCUCUUUUUUGCUUAGAGAAUCCUGCAAAAAUUUUGACAAUACAUCGGAUAUCAUCCUUACAGAAUCGAAGUGGAGUUCUGCGAGGUGUAAUCAGAAAAUAUUUUCCAAUUAGAAGCCAUUGAAAUUCUGAGAAGAGCUUGACAUAAAGUCAAUACAAAAUGACUCAGAAUUUCUCUAAGAUUUUGUUCUAAUCAUAACAGAAUCGUGUUUAUUUCGUGCCUACACGUUUUUCUGAAGAUUUGACCCUCUACUAACAUAUUUCUUGUUUUAAUUGCAUUGGUAAACUGCUCAGGAUACUGAUAGAAUCCUGUUGUGAGCCUUGUCGAGGUCUUGAAAUUCCGUGGCUACACGGCUUUCUCAAGAUUUAGCAGCUUCUUCGACAAUAUAUGAUUGGAAAAUAGCAAUAAACUGUUACGAUCUUGAUUGAAUCUCAAUUAAAAUUCUGUCGGCAUCUUAAAAUUUUAUGGGUACACACUUUUUUCCGUUUUUCGCAUUUUUCCCGGAAAAAAUGGCGAACCUGUGCAGCGCCGUUGCUGCCUAUGUCAGAAAUCUAGCUCAAAAAGACUUGAGCUUUUCUCUAGCAAAAAUUCAACACUAUCUAGUACAAUCUUUUGAAAUCCAGAAGAAUUCAGCAGAAAUUAACAAGCAUCAUAAUAAUCUGAAACCAAUCAGGAACACCUAAAUCUUGAUGGAUCUUAUUCUAUCGUAUAACCCGCAGAACUCAUUCAGAUACUCAAAAGUUCAUCGGGGCCCACCAGGCUCUCAAUCUCCGAGAUUUCUUUUUUCUUUGUUUUCAAAAAUUCUAGGGCCAAUUCUUCGUCUGUUUACUUUGUUUCCAUGUAUUCUAAUGGCUUCGGAUGGAGUCCAAUAGAUCGUAGGAUGUCUCAAGGUCCUUUUUUCCUUUGUAAAGUAGACUAGUCAUAGUUGUAUAAAUAGCACAUGGUGCUCCCAUUGAUUCAUCCAGAACAUAUUUUGAAUUAUGCAUCCUUAUUUUAUGAAUCUGGUUGAUUUCCUUGCUUUUGUGGCUAUUCAGAACAUUAAUCUAUCUUCAUAAAUGAUAACGAGUUCUAAUGGAUUCUGGUGGAUCCUAAUGGAUCCUGAUGGAUCCUAGUGGAUCCUGAUGGAUCCUAGUGGAUCCUGAUGGAUCCUAGUGGAUCCUGAUGGAUCCUAGUGGAUCCUGAUGGAUCCUAGCGGAUCCUGAUGGAUCCUAGUGGAUCCUAGUGGAUCCUGAUGGAUCCUAGCGGAUCCUGAUGGAUCCUAGUGGAUCCUAGUGGAUCCUGAUGGAUCCUAUGGAUUCUGGUGGAUCCCAGGAUCCACCAGGAUCCGCUUUUCCCCCUUGAGUUUUUGCCUUUUGCAUUCUCUUUUGAUUUCUAAUCUGAUCUAAUCUAACAAUUCGAUAGAGAAAAUUGUUCUUUUUCGAUCUGCUCAAGGCCGAGCUCUCUAGCGCAUUCCGUUGAGGAGUUAUACGCAUUUUCCUGAGAGCUCCGAAAUCGGCCAAAUGACCUCCAAUCACCCUUAAAAUGGGUCAAGAUAGGGGUAAUCAGCCG